This is a messenger RNA of Lemur catta (Ring-tailed lemur), 1250 nucleotides long. It is a transcript of the gene SPRING1, whose product is annotated as SREBF pathway regulator in golgi 1. The transcript has 5 exons. Bases 158 to 775 code for a protein of 205 amino acids. NCBI's taxonomy places the organism in Eukaryota, Metazoa, Chordata, Mammalia, Primates, Lemuridae. The record is from RefSeq and is a predicted model, not a curated record. Gene Ontology annotation, biological process: positive regulation of SREBP signaling pathway.
GGCUGCCGGGAGCUGACUGGGCCUCGGGGCCGGCGGGCCGCGGGGCCGGUGGCCGCCGCGAGGGAUGGGGCUGCCGGGCACGUAGGGGCCAUGCCGCCCGGGCCCCGGGCCUGCCGCGUUCCGCGCCCCGGCCGCCGCGCCCCACGUCCGCGCCGGGAUGGUGAACCUGGCGGCCAUGGUGUGGCGCCGGCUCCUGCGGAAGAGGUGGGUGCUCGCCCUGGUCUUCGGGCUGUCGCUCGUCUACUUCCUGAGCAGCACCUUCAAGCAGGAGGAGAGGGCGGUGAGAGAUAGGAAUCUCCUGCAGAUUCAAGACCAUGAUCAGCCCAUUCCAUGGAAAGUGCAGUUUAACUUGGGCAAUAGCAGCCGGCCCAGCAAUCAGUGCCGGAACUCCAUCCAGGGGAAGCACCUCAUCACGGAUGAGCUAGGGUACGUUUGUGAAAGGAAGGAUUUGCUGGUGAACGGCUGCUGUAACGUCAACGCCCCUGGCACAAAGCAAUACUGCUGUGACGGCUGCUGGCCCAACGGCUGCUGCAGCGCCUACGAGUACUGUGUCUCCUGCUGCCUGCAGCCCAACAAGCAACUUCUCCUGGAGCGCUUCCUCAACCGGGCAGCUGUGGCAUUCCAGAACCUCUUCAUGGCAGUCGAAGAUCACUUCGAGUUGUGUCUGGCCAAAUGCAGGACCUCAUCCCAGAGCGUGCAGCACGAGAACACCUACCGGGACCCCAUAGCAAAGUAUUGCUAUGGAGAAAGCCCACCCGAGCUCUUCCCCGCCUGACGGGCGCAGCAGACUUGCUCCAGCGCGGGCGAGGGCCCGGCCAAGGAACUUGCCUUCUGGAGCCAGACUUCAGCGCCCGGGCUAGUCCACUGGGAGAAGACAAAGGCAGUGCGAGGAAACCUUGGCCUUGACCACUUCUUGUGUUGUAAUCUUUGGCUUCGCUCACCACCCGGGCCUACCAGAUGGAACUCUUCUUCUGUAACGCAGCUUGGAACCUCCAGCCAGUCCCGUUCGGGAAAGACAAAGUGAGGCCGAGCUUGUGGUGGUGGUGGCGUUCUUGAAUGACUCGACCCUGGUACCUGCACAGGGACCUGUGAUUUGUGUUCAUCGGGGGCCAGGUGUUCACUUCCAAUUUUGAUCCAAGCCUUUUCACUGUAAAAUUAUUUAUUGGAUUCCUUUGGAGUAGUGGGGAAAUUACAGUGUUUUAUGUAGGAAAAAGUCUUGGCAUUCUACUUGAAUAUAUUCAAGGAAAGUA